This is a messenger RNA of Branchiostoma floridae (Florida lancelet), 2595 nucleotides long. RefSeq lists its product as uncharacterized. Gene Ontology annotation, biological process: lipid metabolic process. Bases 126 to 1949 code for a protein of 607 amino acids. The record is from RefSeq and is a predicted model, not a curated record. The transcript has 12 exons. Gene Ontology annotation, molecular function: calcium ion binding. Lineage: Eukaryota; Metazoa; Chordata; Leptocardii; Amphioxiformes; Branchiostomatidae.
GCAGUUAUGCGGCUUUUAUUUCAUCAAAUGGCUGUCAAUAGCGCAGUAUCCCCUAAAGUAUCAUUCCACUAAACCACCCAACGCUUUCAUUCCAGAGUGACUGAGCCAGCGGGAGGACUAAAAACAUGGGCGGAGCACAGUCUACCGUUCAGGAGGGGUUCCACAGCCUGAUGGAGCGGAGGGAGGCGGACCAUAAUGCGGGGAGGCCCGCCAACCCCAUCGGGAACUUCCGCGUGGGGAUCUCACGGGAGAUCGACCAGGAUUUCACCGACUACAGCCAGUACGACUUCCCGUUUGAGAACCUGGUGCUGGAGGGAGGAGGGAAUAGGGGGCUGGCGUAUUUUGGAGCCUUGCAGGUUCUUGAAGAGGCAGGGAUAUGGAAGAACAUCAAACGUUUCUCCGGCACGAGUGCAGGCGCCAUCACCGCGACCUUCCUCGCCAUCGGGAUGAGCACCAACGAGGCCAGGGACUAUGUGGACCAAGACAUGCGGAAGGUCUUCAUUGAAAAUGCGAUCAACUCAUUAUGUAAAAAAUGUUCUUUUGUAGACCAUGGCUGUGGAUAUUUCAGCCUCCUGCCCAACUUGCUCUCCGGCUAUGGCUGGAACAAAGCGGAGUCAUUCAUGAUCUGGCUCGGAGGAAUCCUGAAGGAAAACACCGGGAAUGCUGACAUCACGUUCUUGGAAUUGUAUGAGACCUUCCACACUGAGUUGGCCAUUGUGGUGUUCAACCUGAACUACAUGACGGAGAUGUACUGUCACGUGAAGACCACACCGGACAUGUCAAUCAGGAAGGCUGUCCGCAUGUCUAUGGCCAUACCGGGUCUAUUCCAGUGUGUCAAGUUUAAGCAAUUCGAGUUUGAAGACGUCUUUAUUGACGGAGGAUUCGGGUGCAACUAUCCCAUCCAUUGUUUCGACGGAUGGUGGCUGUGUAUGGAGAGUGACAGCGCUUUCAUUAACAAACUGCACGACUUAGAGGAUGUCCAAACUCUCAUGCAGAAAUCCGAGCGUUUCGGAACCUACAACGAACGGACUUUCGGCAUUCUCUUGUAUUCUGAUAGCGACCCGGAGUUCUUGGAGUACGAGCUCAACUCACGGUUUGACGGCAAGAGAAUGCCAAGGCCAAAUUCCAAACUCGCAAAGAAGUACACGGACUCUGAGCGUAAGAAAGAGGAGUCGGCGCGGGUGAAACGUGAGGUUCUCCAGGCGGCAGACAAGUUCCUGACGGCCCUGCGAGAGAGCAACCUGGACAAGAACGACACCAUCGACAAGACGGAGCUGGAACGGGCCUUCAGGAAGAGGCACCUGUUCACCCCUGAAGAUGCGAGACUCCUGUUCGGAGAAGGUGUCAAUAUCGAUGACGUGUUCUACAUGUUAGACGUGGAUGGGGACGGCCAGAUCACGUACAGAGAGUUGGUGAACUACUUAGAGACGAAAGGUGUUCAUCUCUUCUCUAAGUACCUGGGGUAUCAGCGGCGCAACAUCGAGAACGUCGGGGACUUCCUCUUCCAGCUUCAAGCAGCUCAGAUGAUGAUCUCAAAACGUCUUUACGUUGAGAAAAGAGACGCCGAUAGAACCAUCGGGGUAGACACAGACUACGUGGACACGGCGGACUUUGAUCUGGAAGCUGAGGACAAACUGUUUUUGAUCGAGCAAGGGAAGAGAGGCUGCCGGGCCUUCCUGAAAAACUUCGUAAAAAAAUUCAAACUUCGGCCGCGUGGAGAACAACAACGUACUCCUAGGAAACCUCAGCGACGACCUGGUCCCGAACUUCCUUCUACCUCCUCAAGAAACCUUCCUAACGUCUUAGACUCUGAUUCUACUGAUGCACAGUCUUCUAACUCUGCGAGAUAUGGUUACAUUGAUGACUCCAAGGGGGCGGUUCCUAAGAGAACGCAUUUUGCGGCGAGUCAGAGAGAGUCCAUCGAACAAACUGAAGAUUUCACCGACUGAUCAAACACCUAGUUGAUGACUUGACUUUUCUGCCGAGACUUCCUCUCGCUUGUAAAAAAAAAGGCAGCUGAACUUACCUCUCUACGUUUCUAGCAUCAUCCUUUUUUAUUACUGAAUAUAAACUACUCGUCACCAAUGUGCAAUAUAUAAAUAUGAGUCCAGUCGGCUAUUAUACCUAAAAAACAAAUCUACGAAAACAAGCGGCAAAUUACUUAAUAUUACCUAAUUAAUAUUAUAUAUAUAUAAAUGUAUGUUCAAUACGACUAUACGUAAUCAAUGUGUAUUGCCAAAUACUAGUGUUAUAAAGGUUGCUUUUACCACUGAAUCCUCAAUGCAAUAAAUAUAUGCAAGGAUGACAUGGUUACGUGUAAAAUGGCUACCUGACUCUGGUUGGGGAGAUUAAAUGCGGUGGAAGGAGAGGGAUGGGCACCAACUUUCAAUACCGUACCAUACUUUAGCUAUAGCCUAAAAACAGUUGAUAGUAACCCACUUAAUCUUUCAAUUUAUUUUGUAAUUACGUCGAUGAAGGUUAGACAUCGGCACGCCAAAAAGAAGUUACUCAUUACAACUGGGUAUGAGUUUGGAAGCAUUUAGACGUAUAAGGUCGUCAGUGGUACUGUGUAGAUAUAUAAAGAGCAGGUAUCAU